Molecule: messenger RNA, 8065 nt
Organism: Hyalella azteca
Lineage: Eukaryota; Metazoa; Arthropoda; Malacostraca; Amphipoda; Hyalellidae
Gene: Arms
Product: kinase D-interacting substrate of 220 kDa
Exons: 32
Coding region: 546-7433 (2295 amino acids)
Molecular function (GO): protein binding
Source: RefSeq, a predicted model, not a curated record
GUUAAAAUUGAAAUAUUAACUGAAAAAUGUAUUAGUUCUCUGCAAUUUAAUGGUCCGGAAGAUGCAGCAGGGAGUGAGCAUCGAAUUGUCAUGUAUAUGAAUAUUUUUCAAACUUAUGAUGGGAAAUUUUGAACCAGGAAUCGACUUCGGCGGAAUUACCUGAUUUUGAAGUUGUCACUUUCUCGAUUUUCACUUGAAUAUAUAAGCCUCUAUUUUAUGUGAAACGUGUAUGUAAAGAAGUUAAUAGAACUUGAAUGUAAAAAUUCAACUGUCGGCAAACUCUUAUUUCAUUCCUGCUUUAGUGUAAAAUUACGAUUAAUUAAAAGUUUCCCGCAAACGAACGAAAAUUAGUUACAUGGCUACGUCAGAGUUUACUGCACUACUAGUUAAUCUUCACGUUUAACUUUCUAGUAGCGAACUCCUCGAUCGACUUGAUAAUGUCCGGCUUCAGAGAGUGGGCUUAUUAAUGUUCUUGGUGCCGAUAUAUGUUAUUUUUCAAGGAGGUUAUGAUCGAUAAAAAUCUCAUACCAACCCAUUAGCCUAAAAUGUCGGGCGUGGCACGGCGAGUUGCUAUCAGGAAAACCGGCACCGCUGCAGCCCAUCCACCUGCGAUCAGAGAUGCCGCUCAGCAUUGGGCCGAUACCUUCACCGAGCGCAAAAUCAACUCCGUAAUAUACGAGCACGAGGAGGAGUCUGACAAGUCCUCCGAUGAAGUCUUCUCUCAGGCCGGACGGCAACUGGAGCUUCUGACGGCGUCCGGCACUGCGACGCCGGGAUCCGUUCUAAGUACUCCUGAUUCCGCGCAUGGAUCUGUCGCUCGAAGGCGGUCGUUGACGAACGUGUUUCAAGCUAAAAGUGAAGAGCGAGUGAUAAUCGUGUGCCAUGAUGAAGGGGACAAUGAAAUCCCCUGCUUGGAAGAGACUGCGUCCCAUGAUUCCACUUUGGGCACGCCAUCGUCAGUGUUUGACGAGCCCUCCAAAGUCGGCAAAGAAACGGGCUCCCUCCUGAUUGAAGUCUCUGACAAACUCAACUCCAUGCCAAAACAUCACGAUGUUACCCUCUCCAAUUCCAUUCCUGCAGACUAUGAACCUGUGCCCCAUGCACCCCCCACUCCAGUAUCUUUGAACUCUGGCAAUGACGGAGAAGCAGACGGAUCUGCUGUUCCUCCAGAAAUUGCAGGAGACCGUCGCAUAUACAGGAAACACGGCCGUGCAAUUCAUAAGAGCCUGGACGAGUCUGAAGGCGGGCUAUCGGUUAAUAAUAGUAUCGCCCUGAAGCAGCUGACCCUGUCGGUGCCCAACAUCCACGAGCUUGACACGCCCGAGAGCGCCUGGUCGGGACGCACUACUCCACGUAUCAGCCACAGCCCUCGUCUCACACCCAAACAUUCCCCUCGUCUCAGCCCUCGUCUGGCGCACACCGUCCACAAUGUCAAGAAGAAAAUAUCUGAGGCUGUUAAGCAUGAGAUGUCCGCUUUCAUGUCCGACCAGAUGGUGUCGGUGAGCUUCAAGUCUCUGGAGACGUUCAUCGAAGACCAGAACUUGAGCGGCCUACAGGGCUACCUGGCCACGCGAUCCGUGCUUAUCGACGACCGCGAUGACAACGGUGCUACAGCCCUCAUGGUGGCCGCUGGCCGCGGCCUCCCUGACUUCGUCAGAGAGCUCCUACUGCACGGCGCUGACAUCAACGCCGAGGACAAUGACCAAUGGUGCGCCCUGCUCGUGGCCGCGAAGGAGGGACAUGAUGCUGCCGUGGCGACACUCCUCGACCACGGAGCCAAUAUUCAUCAGAAAGACAUGGGCGGCUGGACGGCGCUGAUGUGGGCGUGUUACAAAGGGCGCACGUCCAUGGUGCAGCUCCUCCUGGAGCACGGCGCCGACCCCAACACGCAAGGGCCCCACCACAUGACCUCCCUCAUGUGGGCCGCGGGCCGGGGCUACACGCAGAUCGUCAAAGACCUCCUCGGUAAAGGAGCUAAAGUCAACAUCGGAGACAAGUUCGGCACGACGCCAUUAAUAUGGGCGGCUCGUAAAGGCUACCUUGAGAUCUGCCAGGCGUUGUUAACGCAUGGAGCCACCACCGACGCUACCGGCAUGUACUCAUGGACGGCAUUACUGGUGGCAACUAGAGGCAAUUAUGUUGACUUGGUGCGCUUAUUGCUGGACCACAAACCGAACGUUAACGCCCUGGACAAGGACGGAGGCACGGCGCUCACCAUCGCCUGCAAGGAAGGCUACACGGAGAUCGCCCAGGCUUUGCUCAACGCUGGUGCUUACGUAAAUAUUCAGGACCGCAACCAAGACUCCAAUUUGAUAUACGCGGCUAGAGGCGGCCACAGAGCUGUCGUGGAAGCCCUUAUGAAGAAAUACGCUGACGUAGACCUGGUCGGCAAAGAUAAGAAGAACGCUCUAUACUGGGCAGUCGAGAAAGGCCACACAUCAGUCGUUAAGCUGCUGCUGACGGCAAACCCUGAUCUGGAACAUAGCACCAAAGACGGCGACACGCCGCUACUCCGCGCCGUUCGCUCCAAGAACGCCGAGAUCGUGCAGCUGCUCAUCGACAAGCGGUGUAAAGUCAACGGUGCCGACAAGAAGGGCGACACCUGCCUUCACAUCGCUAUGCGUGGCCGAUCUAAGGGAAUAGUUGAGAUUUUACUACGGAACCCAAAGAACAGCCAAAUGUUGUACCGACCCAACAGAGCGGGAGAGACGCCCUACAACAUCGACUUGGCUCACCAAAAGACAAUAUUAGGACAAAUAUUCGGUGCUCGUCGUUUGAACACGAACGAAGACAACGAGAACAUGCUGGGAUACGACCUUUACUCGUCUUCUUUAGCUGACAUCCUGAGUGAACCUUCCCUCUCGAUGCCUAUCGCUGUGGGGCUCUACGCUAAGUGGGGCUCCGGCAAGUCUUUCCUCAUCAGAAAACUCAAAGAGGAGAUGCGUAGCUUCACCCGUCAGUGGGUGGAACCCAUGUUCACAUUCACGCCGCUGGUGUUCCUGCUGCUGCUACACGUGGGGGUACUCAGCGGGCUGCUGGUAGGGGCGCCGCUCCGAGACUGGCGAGUUGGACUCGGCAUCGGCAGCUCCAUCUUUAUCAUCUCCACGAUCUUCUUCAUCGCCGUGUGGAAAGGAUCGAGAAGGUACGAGAUUCAGUUAUGGCACAAUCUGUCAGUGCGGCUGGAGCGCUACAUGACAAACCUGAAGCUGGUGAUGCAAGUCAUCUUCUGCUCGCCGCCGGGGCCUCAGUACAGGAACUGGAAGGAGAGCCUACACGUGCGCCCCCUCAAGUUUGUGUUUGCGGACGGAGCAAAGCCAGGCAACACCGCUGACGGCGAGUCCUCCGUGGUGCACAUGCUGGGGUCGCUCUUCGAUAAGGUGGAGCAGGAGUACGGCGUGUUCUCCACCCGCCUCUACAGGGCCUUCAGACCUAAGCCACAAGGAAUCACGAGUCCGUGGAGAUACAGAAGGCUGUGCUGCAUCCCAUACGUGCUGAUCUACCUAGUGACGCUGUUCUGCGUGCUCACCGUGUCCACACUCGCUGCUAAUUUCGGAUUCCACGCCUGGGGCUACGAACCUGAAGAGCCUGCAGUAAUAACGCUGAACGAUGACAUGCCGGUCACGAACAACCUGACGGGAGGGGACGGCGGCGAGGACGACGAUGAUAACAGCAACGAGUCUCAGGAGGAACCUGCAGCCGACGAUGAUAGCGACCCUUACUCUCGUCCGUAUCACGGCUACGUGAUCAACCCUCUGCUGUACACGUCGAUCGCGCUGGUAGCGGUGGUGCUUAUCGCCAACUUGCACACCCUCUUCAGGAUGCUCGUGUCCCUUGUGUUCUCGCACCGCCGCCAUCUCAUGAGGGCUGUCUCGAAACUAGACACUCUCAAGGCAGAGGGCUACCUCCACACCCUCAAGGGCGAAGUCAUGCUUAUGGUCGACAUGGUGAAAUGCCUGGACGCGUUCAGCGAGCAGCAGACGCGACUCGUUGCCAUCGUGGACGGACUGGACACGUGCGAGCAGGAGAAGGUGCUCUCCGUGCUCGACGCGGUCAACACGCUCUUCACUGACUCCUCGGCGCCAUUCAUCAUCGUCCUCGCUAUCGACCCUCACAUCAUCACCAAGGCAAUAGAGCUGCACGUGCACCGCGUGUUCAGCGAGUCAAGCAUCAGCGGGCACGACUACCUGCGCAACAUCGUGCACCUGCCCUUCUACCUGCAGAACUCAGGGCUGCGUAAGGUGAAGCAGGCGCAGCAGGUGGCCGAGCGAGCCCGCAACCGCUCGGGGGGCACCUUGUGGGUGGACGAAACUGACUCUGUCAGCGUGGCAACCACCUCAGCCAUGGGCGGCAUCAGCCAUAUACCCACGAGUCGCCGGUUGUCGGUGGAGAGCGGCGUAAGUCAGGCCGCCGGCAUGCGCCGUAACCCCAGUAAAGGCAGCCGCCGUCUCCUCAAGCAGUCCGACUCCAUCGCGUCCAGCAUUGCUUCCAACCUCAACAGGGCGGGCGGCGCUCAAGACCUUACAAAGGUGCUCCUCACUGACGACUACUUCAGUGACAUCAACCCUCGCUCCAUGAGACGCCUCAUGAACGUCGUCUACAUCACCGGCAGGUUAUUGAAGGCGUUCCACAUCGACUUCAACUGGUACCACUUGGCGUCGUGGAUUAACAUCAUCGAGCAGUGGCCGUAUCGCGCCUCGUGGAUCAUCAUGUAUCAUGAAGUGCAUGAAGAAGCCAUCGAGGAUAAGAUCUCCCUUAAGGAUCUUUAUGACAAGAUUAAAAACCUCAUUCCGAACAACAAGGACAUGGAGCCUUUACUGAUCAUGGACAAAGACGAGAAAAAGUUUGAAAUUUUCUUGUCCAUGCACAAAACUUCCUUGCAUGUUGCGGACAUGAAAGUCUUCUUGCCAUUCACCAUAAACUUGGAUCCAUUCAUUAGAAAGGUGAUCAAGGAAGAUCAGCCGCAGUUCGAUGUCGCGUCCACGCCUGCGCCCAUGUGGAACUACCAGACACCUUACGAUGUCGCCAGCAAAGCCUCCACGCUCACCAGGAGACAGAUACAGCGCAGCAACCAGAAAGUGUCGACGGGAAGUUUACCUCAUCACGCCUCUCUGAACCCUCUAAUGUGGGGAUACCCGCCUCAGCCCCCUAACUAUCUCCCCGCGCCCCUGGCAUCUCAUGUGGGAGGUUCUUUGGAUUUCAACAUCCCCCCUCCCGCGUCACAAAUGAACCUGCCUGACCUCGACACCAUUCUCAGUGAUACGCCUGAAAAGCAUCUCUCGAGCAUGACUUUAGAGGAUCUGUGUAGUCUACUCAAUAAAAUCGUGGGGCUGAACGCUGCGGUGCUGCCCAAGUAUCAAGAUAAUUUCCGAGCCAACAACAUCACCGGCAAAGUCUUGGCGCACUGCGACCUGGAUGAGCUCAAGAAAGAGCUUUCAAUGAGUUUCGGCGACUGGGAGCUGUUCAAGAUGGUCGUACAAUGCCUGAGGGAUAUAGAGAUCACGGCGGAAGAGGAAGAUUUCAUCACGAGGAAUGUACGCUUCGGAGCUCCCAUAACUCUGGACGGGGCGCUGGGGGGAAGCCAUCAUUUCGGCGACGAAAUUUCCAGUUUGCCAUCAGACGCGUCCUCGUCUCGCCGGGGUACUCCGCGGUAUUUUGCGCCGCCGCAUCGAGAGGACUUCAACUGCCGGCGCAAUGCGAAGACCAGCCUGGUCUCCAGACAGGUUUCUAACAAUCGACGAAAAUUUGCCGUUGCUCCACGAGAUUCGGCUAAAGACCGAGAUCUUGAACACCUUCUGGAGGAGCAUGAGGGUGCGGACUUGCACCCUGAAAGAGACCUUAACGAAGUUCCAUCCACUCACAAUGUUCAUAAUUUGAUGCCACCGGAUUACGUACGAAGCCGAAAACUGGACGUAACGCCCGUGUCGUCACCGGAGGACGACUAUGUAGAUAAAGAAGGGUUGCCUAAGAUUGUGAUUCACCAGCUGAACCUCGAGGAGCAGAUGAUCUGCGGUGCUCUUCAGACCCUCAGUGAGGAGGCCUGUGAAGACGCGCUGCAGCAGCAGGAGGAGCACGACCUACUGCCACACACGCUCUCAUACACGCCCUCUGCAGAGGACCUUCAAGAAAAUGGCGAGGGGAAACGAGGAAUCGGAGUGAUCCUCGGAGGGGAAGAGGUAGACGUGGUGUUCUUGCAGUCUUCCCCGCUGCUGCCCCACAGGGUCAUCACGCAUGUUCCUGACAGCGAUAACAUCUCACUUGCAUCUUCGAGCUUCUCGCCAACCAGGAACUUCAAUGACAUUUCUUUAUCUAGAACAUCUUCAAUUAUCCGGUCGGAGGUUUCACCGAAUGUCUCCCCAAAAAUCAGUCUUCAAGAGAUGCGGAAGAGCAGUUUGAACAGUCGCAGGAGCAGUGCUAUGAGCCAGGGGGACAGAUUCGAUAACAGAAAAGACAGCAAAGGUAGCCGCAAGUUCAACGUAGAGAGCCCCGUCAACUUACACGAGCUGCCGUCUGAACGCAAGGUAUCUAAUGAGCGGAAAAUCUCGAAUGAGCGGAAAACUUCGAAUGAGCGGAAAACUUCGAAUGAGCGGAAAACUUCGAAUGAGCGGAAAACUUCGAAUGAACGGAAAACUUCGAAUGAAAGAAAAACCUCAAAUGAGAGAAAAGUUUCAAAUGAAUGGAAGAUUUCUUCUGAACGCGUGAGAGCAAGUUUGGGCCCAGAAAGGAAAACCACUCUCGCGUCUCCCAAGAAAACCCCACCAGAAACAGUCUCAAAUAUUCCUGAUGAUGACAGCACUUCUCCUAGAUCUCUUUAUCCAACGGUGACUUUUGGUCAGGACACUAUAAUCGCCGAGAAAUCAGAGGAUGAGUCUUCUAGAGUUGAUAAUGAAGAAAUAAACUCUGAUAGUGAAUCGGACGAGAAAAACGUUGGUGUGUCGUCACCGCUGCUUCGAAGCCCCGCCGGGGGGCCGCGACCUCCGCGCCCCAAGUCCCUCAACUUGUCGAGUCCACUGGACGCCACAGGAAGCUCUCCUCCUGGAGCCGUUGAGCCUCAUCCUCUUCUGAAGCAAAUAUCUUCCUUAUCAAAUCUGAGCUCCACUGAAACGAUUUCCUCUCCAGUUCGCUCAACCCUAGCUCAACAGCUGUCCUCGACCUCCAUGGAGACUGUCCGGAAGCUGAGAGAUCAAAUUAGGAAGGUCAUAAAUCCACACGAAGGCUCAAAUAGUUCACUCAAAUAUAGGUUAAGUGACGGAGAAGGCGAAGCAUCGCUGUUGGUCAUGGCUUCGCCAUCUUGGCACAGUGAUAGCAACAACGCAGCCUUCUCGCCCGGCAGUGUCAAAGAGGACGCCAAACAAAAUCCCGAAGAUACCGCGUCGGAUGAAUGCGUAUCGCCGACCAAACCUCACGCUAAUGCCGAGAGGGAGACUCAUGUAUGAUGGCAGCGUACGGAAACGAAUGUAUUUCCUGUGUAUAUAGCUUGAACAUAUAUUAUUGCGAGGGGUCUGUACAUUAGAAGGUUUUCAUAGUUAUGAUUGUGAGCAGAAAUUGUAUAAAUAUUAAUGUCAUAAUAAGCGUCCUAAUCAGAGAGGGAUUCCUUCGGAUUUUGUUGAUUUUUAUCUUGUCGAUCAAUUGUGGCUGAGCGCUUGUUUACCGCGUACCAAAUUGUGCACAUAUUUGAUGUAAACAGUUGUUUUUUCAAACUACGUGUGUAAUUUCUUUCCAAUGUGUGCGAUGGACGCUGUCGAUGCAUUUCACUCUCGGUCAGAUCGCAGACCAUUCUUCCAAAAUAGUGCCUGUAGCUCCCGUAUCACAAAUCCCGUAUAUAUGUAAGGCGAAAUAUGUACAUUGUGUUAACUUAGAGGUUCCUUAAACUUAUUGUAUACGAAUGAAAAGGUUCUGAAGUGCACAUUUUGACAACUAAACUCUAAAUUUCUGGCCAUAAAGCAGGUGGUUGACCGUCGAUUUAUAAUAUAUACUCAUUUGUUAUUUACAAUGUCUGUUUGAGCUUCUUUUCGGAUAGUGCUUGUGAUUCAAGAAAAAAUUAUUUGAACUGAAAACAAAUGUCCAC